This is a messenger RNA of Caenorhabditis auriculariae, 2732 nucleotides long. NCBI's taxonomy places the organism in Eukaryota, Metazoa, Nematoda, Chromadorea, Rhabditida, Rhabditidae. The record is from the annotation of a GenBank genome assembly.
AUGACCAGACCAACAGCUCCGAUUCUCACGGCUGACUAUUAUACCUACUCUACUUACUCUCAGGUAGCCUUUCAUCGACAUGCACAGAAAUUUCACAAUUUCUCUUGGCAGGGUCGCGAUUUCUACGGAGAUUUCGAACCGAAAAGCGAAAGGAGUUACUCUUCUAACCAAAGACCCAUCAGACUUGAGCCGACCAUUUGCAAAAAUAAAUCGAGAUGCAAACCGAGUGUAGAAGUUUUCGAGUUUGGAAAUUGGAAUUUGGAUCAGAAAACUUUCAGGCUACGGGAGCGGCGCAUUUCAUCACUUUCUUGUAUCUCAUAACAUCAAUAAUCGUUUUGGGUUUCCUGGUUUACGCGUAUUAUUUUCAAAGGAUCAGAAAUGAAGUGAGUUUCAGUUCGGAGAGAAAUACAAAAAAUGACGACUUUUUGCUGAAUCUGUCCAGAUUUUCAUUUUAUCAGAAAAAAAGAAAAGAAAAUUCGUGUAUCAAUCGUUAAAACUAGGCUUACACUUGAUUUGGAAGUGGAGCUAAGGAAAUUAGUUGUGCAAAUACAAGGAAGGCAAAAAACCUCUAAAAAACUAAGGCAGACAGAACAAAUUUGAAAGAUUACGCCUUUUCAUUCGUUUUCUGUAAAAAAUGUUUUUCCAGAGGAGUAAAUUUGCCAAAAAUCUCAACUCUACAAGAAGUGACCUCAAUAAUUUUCACCUCAAAGAGAUUAAUUUGGCAGAAAACAACACAGCUUCACACAUAUCUUCUGACUUUCAAAGAAAAAAAAAUCUUAAAAGUCUUUUUAUGUGAGAUUCGCCCAUUCUUAGAACCUACUUAACGAAAUAGUUUUCAUUUGUUUCCGAGUCUUGAAACCAAACGUCAGACAAUUUAAUGUUUUUUGAAACUGUAGCAAACAGGAAAAAAACUUAAAUCAUAAACAAUUUUUUCUCAGUUUUUCUGCCUACACUGUUCUGAGAAUCGCAAAAAUUUUUUUAUAAUUAAAUAUAUAUUUUUCUCAUAAAGAACUGAAAAGAAAAACACGGCCAAACUCAUUUAUUGAUUUGAAAAGCUCGCAAUCAUAAUGCGGUUUCAUAGGCCGUUUCCUACGCAUCUUGGGUGAUGGCGGCGAUCGCCUCGACCAGCGUCUUGAUGCACGUCGGAAUAGCCAAGCGGCAGCCUUUUCUCUGCAUCCCGUUCGUCGUGCUCCGAGUAUGAUUGAUGUCGGAUUGGCCCCCAUCAAGCUCCGAUUUGCAGACAAUGGAAGCGUUCACAUGCAUCUGCCUCAUCAUUGCCUUCGUUUGGUCGAUCGCCGACCGCAACAACGAAUUUUACAACUUCUUCGUCAGAUGCACGGAGUUUCUGCUCGCCUUUUUGCCGUCCAAAUACAACAUUAACCUUAAUGACGGUGAGAAAUACACGCCCCUCCAAACAACAAGAAAAAAAUUAUGACAAUCAUAUUUCAAGGAAUAGAAAAAAAACCACUUUAAAAUCUGAAACUCAAAUUUAACAUUUCAUUGAGCUUGCCUCGAAAAACAUCUAAUAGGCUUGAUGACCCCUUUUAAAUAUUUUUCGAUUAUUUUCUGAGUUUGACGGAACAAUUUUUCAUUUGUCAAAUUUUCAAAAGACUUGAGUUAUUAAAUCUUGAAGGAAGUUUUUCCCCUAUCCUCAUAGAUUUCUGACUUGAUCGUCAUCUUUUUUUGAUAUCAAUUAACAAUUUCAAGCUCAAAUUUUUUUUAGACUCAGCAAGUCUGUCUUUGACCUUUCACUUCUCAUGAUUAAGUAAUUAGAACUUAGAGAGGUUGAAUUUCGGCAUUUUCUAUUUUUUUUUUUUUGCAUUCUAUUCAGGCAAAAAAGAUUUAAAAAUUAGACGUAGUUGACUUACCUGUGGCUGUUUUUUGUUGAGCGCAGAACACUGUAGCAAAAAAACCUUUCCAUUCUGCGCUCAAAAAUGGUGCCCAAAUGAUAAAUUUUUCCAUUGCUAGUUUUGAAAAUAGAAGAUAAGUCAAUAUACUUUGUUAAACUUCUAAGUUUUCGAAACUCCUUUAAGUUGAAAAGAACGAAUUAUCGAUGAUUAUUCUUGAGUCAAAUCAACGGUUAAUGAACUAUCAUAACAAUAAACCUAAUCUUUUUAAAAUAAGUUUUUGAUUCGAGUGCAAUUUGGCUAUUCAUUUUUCAAUUGACUUGCUACGAUCUUACAGGAAAAAGCUGUUUAAAAUUCAGUUUUUUUUUUGGAAAAUGGUUGGCACAUGUCCGAAAGUACUGUGUACAGAUAACAAAAUAAAAACCUGAAAAGAUUCAGCCAAAAAAUUGGCAUGUUUGAACCUUGUGGGAAGUAGACUGUUUUGUGAAAAUUAUCUUCUUUUUUAUUUCAUUUCAUGCCAGACGAGAAUGGAAAGUAAACAUUUCAAAUGUCAGAAAAGUCGGAAACUUUGAGUUAUAGCCCAUUUAUAAAUGCAGUCAAAACCUAUUAGAGCUGGAGCAGUUCUGAUGGAAGGAUUAUGAUUUUAUGACCGGUUAACUCCUGUCUAAUUAAUUUGAACAAACUGAUGAGUUUGCAGCGGCGAUUCAACUGUGCAUCAUCGGCCUGGUUUUGACGGUGACUCUUCUCGGCCUUUCAGUCUACAUUUGCCGCGUCUCCUUCGAGUGCACCAUGUGGGUGGCCGACGAACUUCGUGCACGUCGUCAACAGAAAACCUUCGAACAAUCCAGAACUCGCAUCGCCAGCGACGAACUCUACUGCAAUUGA